Molecule: messenger RNA, 3105 nt
Organism: Phyllotreta striolata
Lineage: Eukaryota; Metazoa; Arthropoda; Insecta; Coleoptera; Chrysomelidae
Source: the annotation of a GenBank genome assembly
CAGCGCAAGUCGUUGGCAGAACGAACCGUGAAGGCUAGUUUUAUCAAAACAUGGAGAGUGCUCCAGGCGGUGCGUACGGUGGAGGAAAAGCCGGUGGAUCUUUCGAUCCCAUUUCUUUUCUACAGAGGCCUCCUGUAAUACUCCGACUUUUGUGUUGGUUAUUCUCCGUUAUAAUAUUUGGAUGUAUUUCUUCACAAGGAUGGGCGUUGAACGCGAAAAAUAAACACGUUUGUCUGUACAAUGGCGACGCUAAUGCGUGCAAUUACGGCGUUGGUAUAAGCGUCAUAGCUUUCUUGGCUAGCAUGGGUUUCCUCGUUGGGGAGUAUCUCUUCGAGCAAAUGUCCUCAGUCAAGACGAGGAAGCAUUUCGUAUUGGUCGAUUUGGGUUUCUCAGCUUUUUGGUCUUUUCUCAAUUUCGUCGGUUUCUGGUAUUUGGCUAGCCAAUGGGGAAAAUCAGCGAGACCACCAAAUGGCGUAGGCGUCAAUAACGUUCAGGCUGCCAUCGCAUUCUCUUUCUUCGCCAUAUUUUCAUGGGCUGGUUCGGCAUAUUUCGCAUACAAUCGCUUCAAGCAAGGAGCAGGCGCAGCGUUCGCUACGAACUACGAAAAUGAAUCUGGCAUGCCAUCGUCGUACCCAUCUUAUCCAGGCGGACCGGACUCCGAUCAACCUUACCAGGAGCCUCCGUUCUCGGCAGGACCCGGUCAAAGAGGUGCUACCGAUUUUCAGGCUCCUGCUUACUAAAAGACGGAAAAUGUGUAUUUUUCUAAAUAAUUGUUGAUUAUAAAUAGAAGAAUAACGAGGUCAUUUUACCUGCUGGAAGGUAACUGUCAUUAAUGUACUUAGGAAUAUAUCAACAAUAGAUUGCGCAAGUACUAUUUUUGUCCCAAAUAUUGAAUGAACUCUUAGAUGUACCGUUUAUAUUAUUAAGAUCACUGAGAAGGCAAAAAUUUCAACCUAUUUAGACAUUAUUUAUAUUCUCUUUUUAUUCGAAUAAUUUCCUAUCGUUUGUACAAGAAAGCGUUAAAGUGGCAAUCCACAUGGUGGUAUAAAGGCAAGGCCUUUUAUCUUCUCAAUAUUCUCAUUUAAAUUGAAUAUAUAUUCAAAUGCACUAUGUUUGACACUAAAGAUUGCAUAACAUUUAAAUUUUAUUUUAUAUUAUGUAAAAAGGAAUUUGUAUGAAGAUGAAAGAUCGAUGCCAAGUGUUGUAAUUAAUUCUGUUCCAACUGCCAUCGAAAGAAUUUAGCAAGCUUUCUUAUACGCGAAGUUAUUUUUAAUAAAGCUUUAUCUCGAAAAGCCUCGAUUGAAAUAAUGUUUAAUAUAUUAAGAGAAAUUACAGAACUAGUCAGUUAAAUUUUUUUCCGUUGAAAAUAAUAGAACUACAUUUAGCUGAUAAUUGUGAUUUGCUGGGAGGCUAAUUUUUACGUUCACACAACAUUUACGAAGCCAUUGAAAUGUGUUAUAUAUAAAUAUAUAUAAAUGUUAAAUAAUUAUUUUAGUAAACAAUUCAAUGUACAGUUGAUAUUUAAAUGUAUAAAUGUCGUGAUGAAAAGCUUUUUGUAGGACGUCUACAUUUUCUAAUUGUUCAAUGUAAAAUCGAUAUUGUACGCCGUAAAAUAUUGAAUCUUCUCUAUUAAGCUUUUUUCCGAAGAUUGGAUUUAUCAAUACUUGUAAAGAUGAAUUCAACGCCGACAUCCAUGCAUAGUAGUGUAAACUUGUUUGUAGAACCGUCUCCGAAAGUAAUAAAACAUUAUUUGCGGUCAUUAGAUGUGAUUGAGCUCAGUAAGACUGUAAAUAAUAUCUCCUUAUGCAAAAUACGAGUAUCUUGAUAACAGUAAGAGGUACAAAAUCGUUUAAAUGCAAAUAUUUUUUUAGUAAGCGCCUUGCUAUUUCAUUUUCAUGUCAUCUGUAGUUAAGAGAUGCGAGUUUGUUUUAAAUUUAACGAUUAAUGAGGUCUACAAUUAGAUGAGAUGAUGAUUUGUUUUCUCUUCGAUGAUAAUCAAAUUUAUAUAAUUUUCAAGGUGUAAUUACGUUAUGGAUACAAUGUUUGUACCAUGUACAUACAUCCCUCACCAACUUCUAGUUGUAGAAAAUCAAAAAUAUAUAUAUCCUAUCUCGAAUAAUAUAGAAUCUUGUUUUCCCAUUUAUCGAUUUUAGAGAGUAAGUUGUAUCAGACAGUAUUCUUUAGAAACUUCAAAGUACACAUUUUCGGAUUAGGGUUUAACGGGUAAGCAAAAAUAAAUAAUUAUUCAUUCACCAUCUGAAGGCUCCGGUAUAAACAUGACAAUAAAAUAAAUCUUUGCGAUGUUAAGUCUACUGUGACAUAUCUUGGAAAUUUAUACCAGAAUCGAAUAUUCGCAAUCGAAGGGAUGCACAAAAAUGUUUGAUUUGGAACUGGGAAUAUCAUUCUAAUUUCGUUGCUGCUUGAAAGUGUAUAGAAAAAAGUUCGUAGAUAUUACAUAAUAUUGUCCUUUGAGGAAGAGAUAGUGUUUAGCGGUUCUUAGCAAUAAAUAUGUGGAUAUUUACGGAUAGUUCUUUAUUUUAGUUUUUUCGAAAAGCCUUGAUUAGUAUCUUAACGGUUCGUUAAAUUUUUCUGAAUAUUGAUCAGAAACGACCCCUGAUUUAAGCUUGUAAAUGUUAAUGGAUUGUUAACCAUGUUUUAUUCCACAAUUAAUCAUGAAAGGAGUAUGCCUUCUCCUUUGAUGGUAAAAUGGUUUAAAAAAUGGAAUAAUGAAGUUGUAACACGCUUUUCCCAUUCAUUUUCUGUGUCAUUUCAAUAAAUAAUCAAUUUUUUUAUAAAAUUGACUCGUCGGAUUGAAGUAGUUUUGAAUUCCACAAAAACCAAACUGGCUUUUCAAUGUUUAUAACCUACUCAUGUUUACUCAUGCUUUUCGUGUUUGGAUUCAGAACGAGAUUGUUAAUCUAACGCCCUAAAUUUGAAGUUGACGAAUAUAAAACAAACAAUUUGAUGAACUGUACUGCCUAGAUCGUAUAGGUAUUUAUAGUUUUGUACUUUGAUUUUCUUACGAGAAAUGUGAUUUUAGUUUUUAAAAUAUUUGUAAAAAAUAUUUCUCAUGUACAAUUUACGUUAUUAAAUGUUAUUAUUUAA